Messenger RNA from Macrobrachium nipponense, 1800 nucleotides. Its product is annotated as mitogen-activated protein kinase kinase kinase kinase 4-like. Gene Ontology annotation, biological process: protein phosphorylation. The record is from RefSeq and is a predicted model, not a curated record. Lineage: Eukaryota; Metazoa; Arthropoda; Malacostraca; Decapoda; Palaemonidae. Gene Ontology annotation, molecular function: ATP binding; protein kinase activity.
AUGACAACUACCACUGGGAUGAUGUCUACCCAAAUCCCCUUGCUCAUGAUGCACCCUAUUGGUUUGGUGCAGACCUCUGCGCCUCUUUCUACUCCGUUACCUGGCUCCCACCCCCCUGAACCUAGUGCCAUUGCCAAUGUUGAAGCCCAUAUGGAUAAGAAAAUUGAUGCUUUAGUGGAGACCACUGCACAAAUUGAUGUUUUAGUCAAGGGCCUUUUGGACAGAGCGAGUGUUCAUGAUUCUAGUGCUGUUACUGUAUCAAUGGAAGGGGUGGCUACUUGUCCCAGCGAUGCCCCUAGAUGGAGGUCCCUGCUAAACUCCCCAGCAUCUGGGAGAAAGCAAACCGAUCCUGCUGGUAUAUUUGAUCUAAUAGAAGUUGUUGGCAAUGGCACUUACGGUCAAGUGUAUAAGGGUCGGCACACCAAGACCGGUCAGCUGGCUGCCAUCAAAGUUAUGGAUGUUACAGAGGAUGAAGAAGAAGAAAUUAAACUGGAAAUUAAUGUCCUGAAAAAGUUUUCCCAUCAUCGGAACAUUGCCACUUAUUAUGGUGCCUUCAUCAAGAAGUCCCCUCCUGGGAAAGAUGAUCAACUGUGGCUCGUUAUGGAGUACUGUGGUGCUGGCUCUGUCACAGAUCUUGUCAAAUCCACCAAAGGACAAAGUCUAAAAGAAGAAUGGAUAGCCUACAUUUCUAGAGAAAUUUUACGAGGCGUUGCCCAUCUGCACUCCAGUAAAGUCAUCCACAGAGAUUCAAAAGGCCAGAAUGUCCUCCUCCACUGAUUAAUGGCUGAAGUCAAGUUAGUUGACUUUGGUGUCAGUGCUCAGCUUGACCGUACUAUAGGGAGGAGGAACACCUUUAUUGGUACGCCAUACUGGAUGGCUCCAGAAGUUAUUGCUUGUGAUGAAAAUCCAGAGGCUACGUAUGACAACCGUAGUGACUUAUGGAGUUUAGGUAUCACAGCGCUAGAAAUGGCUGAAUCACAACCCCCUUUGUGUGAUAUGCAUCCAAUGCGCGCUCUGUUCUUGAUCCCAAGGAAUCCACCUCCACGCCUUAAGAAUAGCAAGAAAUGGAGUAAAAAAUUUCAUUCCUUUAUUGAUAGUGUCUUAGUCAAGGACUACCAUCAGAGAACUUACACUGAUCAGUUACUAAAACAUCCAUUUAUACGGGACCAACCAACUGAACGGCAAGUGCGUAUCCAACUCAAAGAUCACAUAGACAGAUGCAAGAAACAUAAGCAGAAAGAAGACAGAGAAGAAACAUUUAAUUACAGUGGGUCUGAUAAUGAAGAUGAGGAAACAACACAACCUGGUGAACCCUCUUCAAUCAUUCAAGCACCAGCAGGGAAUACCUUGAGACGGAAUUUCCAACAAAUACAGGAGCAUCAAAGAAAUGGUGGAAAGAAAGAGAAAGAGGAGAUUCCUGAUCCGGGACCUCCAGCCAGACCUGCAUUACCACAAAGGUUACUUGGCCAAGAGCCUGCGCCUCCUCAAAGGCCUCUUCCACCACCACCUCAGGGCAGAGAUCACCACCAAGCUGCAGCACACAAACCAGCAACACCUCCGCAACACCAUCCAAGGGACCAUCGGGAACAUCGUGAACACCGUGAACACAGGGAACACAGAGAACAGAGGGACCAGCGCAACUCUCAGAUAGGGAAGCAGCAACAACCAGCGCAGUCACAAGCAAGAAAACCUGAGGUUUGUUUUUGCUUUCUAGUGUACUUUAUUAGUAAACCUUGCAUUUUUGAUAUUUUGAUGUUACAGUACCAUACAUUGUUUUUCUUUUAACUACUAUUAAGUCAU